This is a messenger RNA of Pimephales promelas (fathead minnow), 2982 nucleotides long. RefSeq names its product adrenoceptor beta 3b (gene adrb3b). Gene Ontology annotation, molecular function: epinephrine binding; beta3-adrenergic receptor activity. The record is from RefSeq and is a predicted model, not a curated record. Gene Ontology annotation, biological process: norepinephrine-epinephrine-mediated vasodilation involved in regulation of systemic arterial blood pressure; adenylate cyclase-activating adrenergic receptor signaling pathway; positive regulation of MAPK cascade. NCBI's taxonomy places the organism in Eukaryota, Metazoa, Chordata, Actinopteri, Cypriniformes, Leuciscidae. Gene Ontology annotation, cellular component: plasma membrane.
CAUAUGUUGGCGUGGGAAGGUGCGCGGAGCAAGAGUGAACGGUAGAAGAUAAGAGUUUAAAAGUGGGGUAACUUCUCAUCAAGCAUAAAUUAAUCAAGAUAAUGUGAGAGAAGAAGUUCUUUUCUGGGACAUUAAUCCACCACGCAAAGGAAGACAGAAUUUUUUUUAUAGUUGCAUUUUGGGAUUGACCAAUCCAUUGUCUCUUUUUCACUGAAAGCGUCCUCUCAGGAUGAACGUCACCAAUUCCAGCCUGGUUCCCUUGCUAGUUCUUCCUCUGGCGCUGGUCAUCUUCCUAACGGUGACGGGGAACCUGCUGGUCAUCCUGGCUAUUGCUUGCACCUCUCAGCUCCACACAACCACCAAUGUCUUCAUCAUCUCCAUGGCCUUUGCAGAUCUCAUCAUGGGCUGUGUGGUCCAGCCCUUGGGCUUGAGCAUGGUGGUUAGCGGGAAGUGGCUGUUGGGCAAAAAGGCUUGCGACCUGUGGACGUCCGUGGAUGUGCUGUGCGUCACGGCCAGCAUCGAGACGUUGUGCGCCAUCGCCGUUGAGCGUUAUGUUGCGGUCACAAGACCCCUCGAGCAUCAGAUCCUCCUGGGCAAGCGCAGAGCCGUCUACAUCGUAUGCAUAGUGUGGAUGGUGUCGUCCCUGGUUUCCUUCGUGCCAAUCAUGAACCAUUAUUCUCAUGCAAAUGCCACCGUUUCGGAAGACUGUUACAAUAACGAAGAGUGCUGUGAUUUCCAUACUAACGAGGUCUAUGCCAUCUUCUCCUCAGUGGUGUCAUUCUAUGUGCCCCUCGUGAUUAUGGUGUUUUUGUACGGGAAGGUGUUUGCCAUCGCGACCAGACAGCUGAAACUCAUCGAAAAAGACAGACUGCGCUUUCCGAGCACAGGCAUGGAAGAUGCUAGUGAAAGUACAGUUUCUGCAAGCAAAACAGCUGGUGGUUAUAGGAGGAAGUCGACGAGGCAUUAUGUAAAAGAACACAAGGCGCUCAAAACACUAGGGAUUAUUAUGGGCACCUUCAUUUUGUGUUGGCUGCCCUUCUUCUUGUUCAAUAUCAUCAAGGUCUUUAAUCCCAGUGUGCUGUCACCUUUCGUGUUGCUCUUGUUGAACUGGCUCGGCUACACCAAUUCAGGCCUGAAUCCAAUCAUCUACUGCCACAGUCCCGAGUACCGUAAUGCCUUCCUGAAUCUUCUAGGGUGCAAAAAACUGGCUAAGAGGCUAAAUCACGACUCCAGCAAACAUCUACAGAGCCUCACCUCAUACAUCCACAACAACAGUUCUGUAAGGAUGGAUUGCUUGGGUCACAUAGAUCCGACUGCAGAGGGUGGGAACAUGUGCUCUGACACGUGUGCAGUUCUUGAAGUGCAAGAGCCUCUCAAUGACUAAAAUGUGGCAUGGAUCAAUGUAGAAGAGACUUAAGGGUAAGGCACAUUGAAGAUUGGAAACAGAUCCUAUUUGCUCUUCAAGGGAAUCAACUGUACUCUAACGUCACGCUGUUCAAGUGGAGCCCGACUGUGUGAAGGCAAAAUAGACCAAUUUUCAUAGUAAAGAGCAAGAAAGCAUAAACAAAAUAUAUACAUAUAUAUAUAUAUAUAUAUAUAUAUAUAUAUAUAUUGAGAACAAAUAGUUACAUGAAAGAAUCACGCAGAGAGUUAUUUUUGAUUAAACUUCUGAUUAAAAGUUGAAGUCCUAAAAUGCCAUCUCUCUUCACGUUACAAACCAUCAGAAAAACAAAUUUGUUGUGCAUAUGGACACGACACAGUUUUUUUUUUUUUUUUUUUUGGAUCAAUUGGCCCUUCAGAGAUGAAUUUGAAUGAAAACUGCUCAGGGUCCAAAACAUGAGUAAAGACCGCCAUUGGUUAUUAAAUUAAAGAGUCGCUUGCCCAUUGGUCCAAAAAUAGGAACAUGAAUGAGCACAUCACACAAGCAUGUGCUGCCAGUGCCAUAUAGUUAGUUUCAAUAUUUGUCGUCUUCCUUUUAAACAGCACUGAAAAUGGUGCUGAAGACACAUUUCCAACCUCAGCGCAAAAAUUACCAUUGGAAAAGAAUGAUUGGAAUUAUUCUUUUUGCCAUUUGUCUGAUUUCAAUAGCCCAGAUAAAUGCAGUGUGAAAGCUUUUGUCAAAUAUGCAACCACGGCCAAACAAAUCAUGACAAUUGAAUAGUUGCAUGUCUGAGUGUUUGGUUUGGGAUAUUGGUGUUUUGAUCAAAUGUGAAUAUGCACAUGGCAUCAGUGGUUGGUGUUGAGGACAAACUUCUAUUCAUCUUCUGAUCAGAGCACCACGAGUCGCUUUUUCUUGCUUCUUUGAUCCUGAUCCACAAAAAACCUUGUACAGAAAUUUGAAGCAGAAUGAAUGAAUGCAUGCACUUUAUAAUAUAUUUACAAAAAUCUAUUUAUUGAAAGUCUUCACGUGGAGUGUUUUUCAUGCAGCAAUCUCGAAGAGCUACGUGGAAAUAUUUGAUUUUCGAAUAACAAGCUGUUUCUUCACAUGUUUUUAUCAAUUCAAAUCAGUGGCAUCACGGGGGAAAUGAGUCAUUUUAAUUGAGUCUGUUCUUUCUGCUUGUCAUUGUCUUGUGGAAAACAUCAAAUGCAUUAGUUUUAUAAAGCUCAACUCCACAACUAUUCAAAUGGUGGAAGAAUUGUAAUUAACUGCAAUCUCACAAAAGGUCAGAGCAUCAUUUGCAACUUCUGUUUUAGUCUUUUCCUUGGCUGUUGUUCCGACACAGCAGUCUGAAUUGAGAAUCCUGAGGUUUUAUUUCAAAAUGAGAUGCAAAAAUCUGUCAUUCUGAAGGUGAAUGCGAGCUUGAUCCCAUUGACAAUCACCUUAAUGUAAUUAAUACAAGAACCUUAAUAUAAGAAAACAACGUUUUUUUUCUGAAUAAUAAUUUUUACCUUCUGUGGGUUUAUGCGAGCCCGUUCACAUCCCAAAGCGCCAUAUAGGACGCUUUUGCAAAAGCGUAAAUAUCCAACGCACAUGGCACCCUU